Mizuhopecten yessoensis (Yesso scallop) is the source of this 2097-nucleotide messenger RNA. Its product is annotated as pyruvate dehydrogenase [acetyl-transferring]-phosphatase 1, mitochondrial-like. The transcript has a single exon. NCBI's taxonomy places the organism in Eukaryota, Metazoa, Mollusca, Bivalvia, Pectinida, Pectinidae. Bases 147 to 1622 code for a protein of 491 amino acids. The record is from RefSeq and is a predicted model, not a curated record. Gene Ontology annotation, biological process: protein dephosphorylation. Gene Ontology annotation, molecular function: cation binding; protein serine/threonine phosphatase activity.
AUACACCCGUGUCAUAUUUCCGAUUCGUGUUGUGGUAGCAGACAGCGAAUGUUUUAUUUGAAAUUAACGUGAAAAACCCCACCAUGUAGUGAUCACAUACUGUUAUAUAUUUAUGAGCGAUUGUUUAUGAAGACUGACAUACAAAUAUGUCUUUAAGAUUCUUCAAACUGUUACAAAUGUCGCCAACAUGUAGCUCUGCGCCAUUGGUGACCUUCAGUAAGUUCAUGAUGCCAUCGUGUGGGAGGGUUGGAUUGACGUUAUUACGUUCGUUUCACUCAAGUGUAAGUUAUUUAGUCCCUAAUACUUCUCCUAAGCUGUCACCUCAACAGGUCAACUCAUACAUUAGACUAAAUGAACAGUCAAUUCACGGGGAAGGUGCUGUGAAAAGCUUCGACUGUAAUCGUCUUCCGGCUAAUAAUCCAAUAGAAGACCGAGACGCCUCAGCAAAACUGAAGAAUUCAAAGACUGGCCAAUAUUUGUUCGGUGUUUUCGAUGGUCAUGGUGGAGACUUUUGUUCGCAGGCUGUUUGCGAAAGACUUUACAAUUACAUAUCAGUGACAAUGUCUCCACCAGAAACACUGGAUAUGAUAAGGAAAGCCAAUUAUGAAAUUAGUUCUCUUGUGCAUUGGUUACAUGGACCGCAGAGUGUAUUCACUGAUGUCAUGGAAAAUGUUUACAAGGCAAAACUGGCGAAACUAGCAUCAGAAAUUCUUUCUCUCUCCGAGGAAACAACCAUAAAAGAAAACCUUAUUAGUGCAUUUAAUUCCCUCGACCAUGAUCUGAUGAUUGAAGCCGCACCUACUACUCUCAAUAGAGAAUUACAAUUCAAUUCUAUGCAAAUGGCAUUUCAAGGAUCAUGUGCAUGUGUUGCAAUGUUAGAUGACACUGAACUUUUUAUUGCCAACACAGGAGAUUGUAGAGCAGUAUUAGGAGUACAGGAUGAGCAUGGCUGGAAUGCUCUACCAUUGUCUCAAAUGCAUGAUGCUGCAAAUCCAUCUGAAAUCAGGAGACUUUUACAGGUACAUCCAAAUGAGAGAUCUAAUAUGAUCCAGCAAGGAAGGCUAUUUGGGAUACUGGCUCCACUGAGGGCAUUUGGAGACGCUCAGUUUAAAUGGUCUGCAAGAGAUUUGAAACAUGUCGAAAAGACAAGUGCCUAUGAUAUUCCUAUAUAUGGCAAAACCCUGAUGCCCCGAGGCUACCAAACUCCUCCUUAUGUUACUGCUGAGCCUGAAAUAAUCCAGCAUUCAUUGACACCAAAAGACAAGUUUCUCAUUAUAGCUUCAGAUGGACUGUGGGAACAAAUGCCAGCAGAAAAGGUUGUUCAGUUAGUUGGUGGUCACAAUAUUGGUCAUCAAAUACCUGUGAACUUUCAACCUACUUCAAACAUGAAUUUGAGAGACAUAAAUGAAAUGCUCAAAAAGAGGCAAAAUGACUUGAAGAAAAAACCACAAGAUGACAAUGUGUGUUCCUAUCUACUUCGCCAUGCUCUUGGUCCAGAACACCAAAGAAUCUCAGAAACAUUAUCUCUUGCCCCAGGUUAUGCCAGAUCUUACAGAGAUGAUAUCUCUAUUAUUGUAGUUCAUUUUGACAGUGCAUACAUCAAAGACAGAUAUGUAACAUGACUUUUGAAUUCAGCUACAUAUGUGUUCCAUGUGGUCUUUAUAUUUAACUGUGGAAUGAACAUAUACCGAUAAAUGGUAGUUUACUGCAUGCAGUUUGAAGCUAAGUCUAGCUGAUGAGAGCAACCCUCAAUCAUGAUCUUAUCUAUUUGUAAUUGUGUUCAAAAUUAACAAAGCAAAUAGGCCAAUGGCACAGUAAUAGAUAAAAUGUUAUGUUUUGGACAUGAUCUGUGCAUUGCAUUUGGUAUGCUUGUGCAGGAGAUAAGAAAAAAAAGACUGACAGUUAUAUAUUAUAAAUGCAAUCUUAAGGAAUGAGGCACUAAAUAUGUUCAUGUUUUAGGACUAUUAUUUGUUAAACAUUUGGUAUACACAGUAAUGUUGUGUACCCAAACUUGAUUACAAAAUACUCAAUUAUUUAAGAUUUGUUUAAAAAAAAAAUGUUAUCACAUGAAUAAAUUAGUUUGUUUACUUUUAACAA